AUGAGUGAGGCAGUAAGUGGACUGUUGGGGUUAGUGAGAGAGGAGUUGGCAGCAUUGAGGGGGGAGCUGGUAGUGGUCAGGGAGGAGGUGGCUCGACAGAAGGAGCGAGUGGCGAUGCUGGAUGAGAGGAACCGGGAUUUGGAAAAUGAGUUGAGGCGUGCACUGGGUGCUGUGGAAGAGAGGAGUGUGGCGACUGCUGCUGUGGUGGAGGAGAAGGGGAGAGAGUUGAUAGCUGUGAAAGGAGAGCGUGCCGUGCUGAAAGAGGAGGUGGGCCGACAGAAUGAGCGAGUGGUGAUGCUGGAGGGGAAGAAUCAGGUUUUGGAGCGUGAGUUGAAUGAAUUGAGGCGUGCACUGGGUGUUGUGGGAGAGAGGAGUGCGGUGACUGCUGCUGUGGUGGAGGAGAGGGGGAAGGAGCUGACAACAGUGAAGGAAUUGAUUGGAGUCAAGGCAGAGUUGAUUGCAGUGAAUUGGGAGCUGACUGCAGUGAAAGGGGAGUUGGCUGAACACAAGAGGACUAUGGCAGAGCAAAGGAGGCAUUCUGAUUUGAAAGAUCUGGGGUCGGAGUUCACGUCCCAUGCCUCCCUCACGCCAGCCUCCACCCCUUUUCCUGCUGACCCACUUCACCGCCACCACUGCAGCUCCGCCAUGGUGGGAUGCUGCUUCACCGCCAUUGGUGCCCAGCAGUGUGCUGCCAUGAAGGGGGGGGCAUCUGCAGCCAUGCUCACCAGUGGUGGGGAUAAUCUGGGCCCCUCCCAGUUAGUACAGGACAGGUGCUGGUGGUUGGGGAAGUGGAAGGGAGUGGGUGAGAGUCAGGGAGAGGGCAAAGAGGGCUAA
This is a messenger RNA of Closterium sp. NIES-65, 834 nucleotides long. The record is from the annotation of a GenBank genome assembly. NCBI's taxonomy places the organism in Eukaryota, Viridiplantae, Streptophyta, Zygnematophyceae, Desmidiales, Closteriaceae.